AAGGACAGUUCUCUGCAAAAAUUGAAAUGAUGUGCAUAGAGGACCAUUGGUUGGAAAAGUUCAGGAAGCCAGCAAUUAUUAUCAAAUUCAUUUUUCUAUAGAUUGCAAUGCAAGACUUUGAAAUUAUCUUUGGUUUCCCACCACAUCUCUUCAGAUAUUUUCCUUGAAUUAUCUGAAGCAUUAAACUCUUAUAGAAUUAUGCAAUUUCAUUUUUUAGUUUACAUUUAACAAGGCUAGUCCCUUUACUCAACUGAUCAACUACACCAAGGUCAGCGAACGCGCUUCGUGUUAAUUUUGCUCUGCAUUGCAAGACUUUGAAAUUAUCUUUGGUUUCCCAGCAUGUCUCUUUAGAUAUUUUCCUGGAAUUAUCUGAUGCAUUCAACGCUUGUAGAAUUAUGCAAUGUCUUACAUUUUACAAAGCCGUAGUUGCUUUAAUUUACAUUUAGCAAGGCCAGUCCCUUUACCCCACCAUACUCACACGCCUAAACUUUGAAAACAAUGAGUUUUCUACAGAUAAAUUUCCCACUAGUCAUAAAGGAUAUAAGAAUAAGACAACUCUGGUGGCAUUAAAUGAAAUGCAGCAUGUAUAAAACAGAUCAAUCUACUUGCACCCUUUGUCGUCAGCACCGUGUGAGGUACUUUAUGUUAGCAAGAAGAAAGAAGUUUCUCGUCAGCACCGUGUGAGGUAUUUUAUGUUAGCAAGAAGAAAGAAGUUUCAUAGGAAUCUGCAGGCAGACUUCGAAGUCUGUCUGAACUUUUCUAUAUAUAGACAGAACCAGAAACCAAAUGAAACCAAAGCAAUUCAUCCUGUUCCGAUUGAUUUCUUUUGGGGUUUUCGACAAAUUUUCUUCUUGAGUAACCUGUCAAAGACGAACAAAUGAUGAUAAAGAAGUAGGAACCAAAUGAAACAACACAAGUCAUCCAGUUCCAACUAAGUUCUUUCACAUUCUUUGACAUAUUUUCUUGCUGGACUUACUAUCAAUUAGGUGUCGAGUUAUGCGAGAUCCAGUUACUACUUUUGUGUCUCCUAUUGUGAACAAAAUCAUUAGCACCGUUGGAUCCUUGAUCCAAGAAGAAUUUCUUGCAAUUGUGGGUGUUAAGAAGGAGGUCGAAAAGCUGUCAAGCAAUCUAAUCACCAUUGGAGCUGUGCUUAAAGAUGCAGAGCAGAGGCAACUGGAUGCUGAUUGUGAUACAUCUUUGAGAGUUUGGCUAGCGAAGCUCGAAGAUGCUGCUUGUGAUGCAGAGGACAUAUUGGACACUUUUGCAACAGAAACUUUCCUCUGGAAGAGAAAGCAGCAGGUACGCAAAAUCCAAACUCCAAUCAGUGUAAGCAAGCUUAUUUAUAAAGCCAGUGUUGCUCAUAAGAUCAAAGAAAUUUCAGCAAAAUUUGAUGUGAUUGCUAAAGAGAAAAGCAAUUUCCAUCUCAACGUAAGUAUUGAUGGUGGAAGUGUUCAAAACCUUCCAGAAACCACUUUCUUUGUAGACACAAAAUAUGUCUUUGGUAGGGAUUCUGAUAAAGAAAGAUUAGUAGAUCAGAUGCUAUCAAAUGAAUUUGAUUCUGAAUCAAAUGUUUCUGUCAUUCCUAUAAUUGGGAUGGGAGGCUUGGGCAAAACAACUCUUGCUCAACUCAUCUUCAAUGAUGAAAGAGUAAAGAAUCAUUUUGAGUUUAGGAUGUGGGUCUGUGUCACAGUAGAAUUCAAUUUCAGAAGGAUACUCAAGGAAAUGAUUGAAUUUCACACAAAAAUGGAGUAUUCUAACAACUUACCCACCAGCAUCCUAGAGUCACGCUUUCUAGAAUUCUUGUCUGGGAAAAACUUUCUGCUUGUUUUAGAUGAUGUUUGGAGUAACAAUUACCAAGAGUGGGAGCGACUUGAAAACCUCUUGAAACAAGGAGGUAAGGGCAGUAGAGUUUUGGUCACUAGUCGAACCACCAGGGUGUCGGACAUUAUGGGAACACAACCACCCUAUAGAUUGGAAUAUUUGCCCGAAGAGGAAUGUUGGUCAUUGUUUAAAAAAAUUGUUUUCAAAGACUGUAAUUUACUAGGUGGUUUACAGAAAGAACUGGAAGACAUUGGUAGGGAAAUUGUAGGGAAGUGUAGGGGCUUGCCUUUGGCAGUGAAGGCAAUGGGAGGUCUCCUGCGUGGUGAUGUUAAUGUGAACAAAUGGAAACAAAUCUCAAGACAUAGCAUAUGGGAGCUAGAGGAGGAGCAGAACCCCAAUAGGCCUGAAAUUCUGCCUGCUUUGAAAUUGAGUUAUUACCACCUACCUUCUUAUUUAAAGCAAUGUUAUGCAUACUGCUCUGUGUUUCCAAAGGCCUAUGUUUUCGAUAGGAAGGAGUUGGUCAAGCUUUGGAUGGCUGAAGCAUUUGUUCAACCCAGUGGGCAAAAUAGUGUAGAGGAGACUGGAAUUGGAUAUUUUGAUGAGUUGUUAAUGAGGUCUUUCUUCCAAAUUUUUAGCAUCGAUGGCAAGGUGAGAUAUGUAAUGCAUGACCUUAUCCAUGACUUGGCCGUAUCAGUUUCAACUCCCCGGUGCUGCUUUGUCAAGGAUAACAAUUCAUGUGUUAUCUCUGAAAAAUCUCGUCAUGUCUCGUUGCUUUGUCAAGAUUUAGAGAACCCUACCUUGCAGAUUAUUGAAAAAUGUAAUAAGCUGCGCACGCUCCUACUGCCUACUGAGUACUUGAAAAGCUUUGGCCAGGCUCUGAACAAAAUUUUUCAUUCUCUAAAAUACAUUCGUGUUCUGGAUCUAAGUUCAAGCUUGCUCUCGGAACUGCCAAGCUCUAUUAAAGAGUUGAAGCUAUUACGAUACCUGGACCUCUCUAGAACCGAGAUCAAAAUGCUUCCCAGCUCAAUAUGUGAACUUUGCAAUCUACAGACACUUAAGCUUCUAGGGUGCCUUUGGCUUUUCGAAUUGCCCAAGGACCUUGGAAACAUGGUUAACCUGCAUUAUCUUGAGCUAGAUGAGAUGUUUUGGUUCAAGUGUAGGACGCUGCCACCAAGAAUGGGAAACUUAACCAGUCUACAAAAUUUGCAUGCGUUUCCAGUCAGUGGCACAAGUGGACAUGGCAUUGGAGAACUGAAGAACAUGGCAAAUCUUACAGGUACACUGCAUAUUUUGAACCUGGAAAAUGCGGAGAAUGCAGCUGACGCAAAGCUGAACGAGAAGGAGCGCCUUCAGAAGCUGAUGUUAGAGUGGAGUGACGGAGACUUGAACCAAGAAGAUGAAGUCAGAGCACAGAGGGACCUUGAAGACCUCCAGCCUCAUUCAAAUCUCAAAGGGCUGGCAGUUGAUCACUUUAAGGGCUCUAAUUUUCCUACCUGGAUGACAAAUGGUCUGCUUCAAAAUUUGGUAACACUUACUUUAAGUCAUUGCACUAAAUGCACGACACUCUCUGUUGGUCGUUUACCUUGGCUUAGACAGCUCUACUUCAAAGGGAUGCUGGAACUGGAAGAAUGGUCCGAUGUUCAGUGUCCUUCAUUGGUUAGACUACAUAUCAGUAACUGCCCCAAGCUGAGGAAGGUACCAAACUGCAUGCCAAAUUUAAGUGUCCUGAAGAUAAAGAAGUGUGAUUCACUGAAGGCUCUUCCAAUAGUUCCUUCCCUGAUGUUUUUAAUACUCACUGACAAUCUUGUUCUGGAGGAUUGGCAAGAAGGAAUGUGGGUUGCCCUAGAUGAUCAAGGCAACCAAAUAGGCCAACCCAGGCCUACUUUGAUUGGUCUUUUGGAAUUGAAAAUGGUAAAUUGCCCCAAUAUACAAGCACUUCCUCAAAAUUUUGCUCCUCAGAAACUGGAAAUAAGUGGGUGUGGACUCAUAACUGCCUUUCCUGUCCGGAUGUUCGCUGGACGUCUUCAGCAUUUAGCUCUGGGAACAUGUUCUAAUGGAACACUAUUAAGGGCAAUACCAAGUACCAACUCUCUCUACUCCCUGGUUAUUUCAAAUAUCUCAAACCUUGCUUCUUUCCCAAAAUUGCCCCAUCUUCCAGGGCUUAAGAAUUUGUAUAUCAGUGAUUGCGAAGGCCUCACUUCUUUGUCUGAAGAAGAAGGGUCAUUGAAAAGUUUGUCCUCUCUCAAACUGCUCUCCAUUCGAGGGUGUCCAAAGCUUGAAUCAUUUCCUGAUGAAGGGUUACCAACAGAACUUGAGUGCCUAGUGAUUGGCUCUUGCCCCAUUUUAAAAUCUCUAGGUUCCAAACAGACCUUAAAAAGCCUUCUCUCACUCAAGGACUUAUAUUUGGAAGAUUGUCCCUUGAUACAGUCCUUUCCCGAGGAUGGACUACCUUCCUCUCUCCCACAUUUGGAGAUUCAUGGAUGUCAACUGCUGAUUGAACAAUGCCAAAAGGAGGCUGCAGACGGUGCAGAAUGGCCGAAGAUCAUGCAUGUUACAGACCGGGAAAUUGAUUCCAUCAAGCUACCUUCAACCCCAGAUUUGCCAAAGAAGAAAAAAUGGCCUCCUUUAAUUGGCAGGAGUAAAGGGCCUGAAAAGAUGAAUGGUUGAUUCAAGGAACACUGUCCAUUGUGGUGAAUGAUUAAGCUGCAGCAAGGGAUGAGAAGAUUAGCUUGAUAACUUAAAACCAUGACUGCUACUGAUAUGUGUGUGUUUGUAUUGUAUUUGUAUCAAUAAAAAAGGCCAUUGUCAGUAGGAGACAAUGGCUUAAACCAUUACAUAUUUGUUUCAAAUCCUGUUGUUCAUGUUCCAUAGCUUUUUUUCUACAUGGAUUGAAGUGAGAGUGAUCACUUUAUUCCUCGUUUUCUUAUUCAGAUGUAAUAAAUGAUAAAUUGAUAAUUGGAUGUUGGUUUUCUGCAA
Durio zibethinus is the source of this 4797-nucleotide messenger RNA. RefSeq names its product putative disease resistance protein RGA3. The record is from RefSeq and is a predicted model, not a curated record. Gene Ontology annotation, molecular function: ADP binding. NCBI's taxonomy places the organism in Eukaryota, Viridiplantae, Streptophyta, Magnoliopsida, Malvales, Malvaceae.